AUGGUUCGCAAGUAUCGGCGACAAACGUCUAGGCAAGAUUGGUCAUUGGAGGCAAUGGAAGGCGCUGUAAAUGCUGUUAUAGAAGGUCAUAUGGGUUCUUUCAGGGCUGCUCGACAGUUCAACGUGCCACAGACAACGAUUGAACGACAUGUGGUAAAGAAACGUGCUAAUCCUGGCUAUACAGUUGUGAAAAGGUUAAGACCAAUCGAUAGUGUGUUUACCCCAGAACAAGAGCUAGCUGAACGAAGCAACAUCAAACAUCCAUUUAAUACUGCAGCCAAAUCUGUUGGAAGAGAUUUGUUAAAUGGGCUUCUUGCACGAAAUCCUACCUUACCAAUACGAAAACCAGAGGCCACAUCAAUCGCACGAGCAGUGGGGUUUAAUCGAGUUGCUGUAGAUCGGUUUUUCGAUCUGUUAGAAAGUCAAUUAGACACAUUCAAGUUUACAGGAGACAGAAUUUUCAAUUGCGGUGAGACUGGUUUAACAGUCAUUCCAAAAGGUCACACAAAGGUGGUUGCUUUGAAAGGGAGACAGGUGGGAGCAGUUACUUCAGCAGACUUCUGUGACUGCAGAAAUCUGUGUUUCAGCGUCGGGGUGCUACGUACCACCUAUGUUAAUUUAUCCUCGGAAACGAAUGCAACAAGCGGUGGUGCCUGGGCAGAAGUCCAAGAAACUGGUUGGAUGACGAAAGAGCUAUUUUUGACUUGGUUUAAGAAGUUUAUUGCGUUUACUGGAGCGUUAAAGGAAAGACCAAUACUUCUCAUAUUGGACGGCCACAAAAGGCACACCAAGAAUUUAGAACUGAUAGAUGUGGCCCGCGAAAAUGGGGUUGUCUUACUGUGUUUGCCUCCACACUGCUCACACCGUCUUCAACCAUUGGACGUGGCAUUUAUGAAACCUCUCAGUAAAUUCGACAAAGAUGAAGUAAGAAUGUGGCUUCGCACCCAUCCUGGAAAAGUUGCUACGCUGCAUCAGAUCGCAAGUUUAUUCGGCAAAGCCUUCAUUCAUUCGCUACAAUGUCCACAGCAGUGA
Schistocerca nitens (vagrant locust) is the source of this 1032-nucleotide messenger RNA. RefSeq lists its product as uncharacterized. Bases 1 to 1032 code for a protein of 343 amino acids. Gene Ontology annotation, cellular component: nucleus. The transcript is spliced from 2 exons. NCBI's taxonomy places the organism in Eukaryota, Metazoa, Arthropoda, Insecta, Orthoptera, Acrididae. The record is from RefSeq and is a predicted model, not a curated record. Gene Ontology annotation, molecular function: DNA binding.